AUGGAAGAAGAAACAUUUCUCGCCUCAAAAAUAUCCACAGCUUUUCGGCAUGACAUUCUAAAGGAAUUACUGAAAUCCAAAUUCAGCAACCCGAAAAACAAAAUGUCAGAGGACACUGUUGAGUUGGUAGCUGAAUUAGCAAAAACUCUAGUCAUAGAAGCUGCAGCUAGAGCGUGUUAUCAGGCUCAAUUCGAAGAUAAAACUACUGUUACAUUGGAUCAUGUCGAGUGUACUAUACCUCAAAUGAUGCUGGAUUUUCCAUAA
This is a messenger RNA of Ceutorhynchus assimilis (cabbage seed weevil), 264 nucleotides long. Lineage: Eukaryota; Metazoa; Arthropoda; Insecta; Coleoptera; Curculionidae. The record is from the annotation of a GenBank genome assembly.